Lactuca virosa is the source of this 225-nucleotide messenger RNA. The record is from the annotation of a GenBank genome assembly. Lineage: Eukaryota; Viridiplantae; Streptophyta; Magnoliopsida; Asterales; Asteraceae.
AUGCCUACAGUUAGUGUUGGAAGGGACCUUCUUUUCGAAGCCCUAGGAUGCACUUACACACAAAACGAGUUCGAAGAAUUAUGCUUCGACUUUGGAAUUGAGCUCGAUGAUGUGACAACUGAGAAAGAAAUUAUAAGAAAGGAGAAACACCUAAAAGAAGAUCAAGACACUGGUGGCGAUGAAGAAAUAAUCUACAAAAUUGAUGUCCCUGCCAAUAGGUGUUAG